AUGAUAGCAGCAGAUGGAGAAGCAGAAGAAGAAGGCUUUUACAGUUAUUCAAGUCAAGAUUCUCGAGAAUUAUCGGAAGAUGAUUUAGAAAAACUGAAAAAGCAGACAACUGUGAACGAUUUCAAGAAAAAUAAACUGGAAAUAGAAGCAAGACGAAAUUGGGAUAAAUUCUAUCAUCGAAACAAGGACAAUUUUUUCAAGGAUAGAAAUUGGAGCAGCGAAGAUUUGAAGAUAAUUUGCCCGGAUUUGAAUUUCGCAACUUCAAGCAUCGCAUAUCUCGAAGCUGGUUGUGGAGUUGGAAAUAUGCUUUUUCCAUUGGUCUCAGAGCUUCCGAAUCUAAAACUUUUUGCUUUUGAUUUCUCUGCAAAUGCUGUGAAAUUGCUUGAAAAACGAGCAGAGGAGCUGAAAUUGGAAGUGGAGACAUCAGUUAUUGAUUUAUCUUUGGAAAAUGUUCAAAAUCCAUUUUCUCAACAAGUUGAUUUGGCCACUUUGAUUUUUGUAUUAUCAGCAAUUCAUCCAGAAAAGCACAAAAUUGCUGCGGAGAAUAUGAGAAAUUUUGUGAAGGUAUCUAAAAAGAUUUUCUUUUUUUUUUCUAAAUUAAAUUUUCAGAUGAGCGGUUCAAUAGUUGUUCGAGAUUAUGGAAUAAAUGACCAUGCAAUGAUCAGAUUUGGGCGAGAAUCUCGAAUUUCCGAUCGAUUUUAUGUGCGACAAGAUGGAACACGUGCGUAUUAUUUCGAUUUGGAAGAAUUAUCAAAAAUCUUUGAGAAUUGCGGAUUUCGUUGUGAAUCGAAAGAAUAUCUUCAUAGGCUAACUAUAAAUCAUAAAAAAGGAUUGAAAGUUCCGAGGAUAUUUGUGCAGGCGAGAUUUGUUAGAGAAAAAUGA
Messenger RNA from Caenorhabditis angaria, 882 nucleotides. NCBI's taxonomy places the organism in Eukaryota, Metazoa, Nematoda, Chromadorea, Rhabditida, Rhabditidae. The record is from the annotation of a GenBank genome assembly.